Odobenus rosmarus divergens (Pacific walrus) is the source of this 747-nucleotide messenger RNA. Its product is annotated as membrane-spanning 4-domains subfamily A member 6A-like. The record is from RefSeq and is a predicted model, not a curated record. Gene Ontology annotation, biological process: cell surface receptor signaling pathway. Gene Ontology annotation, cellular component: plasma membrane; trans-Golgi network. NCBI's taxonomy places the organism in Eukaryota, Metazoa, Chordata, Mammalia, Carnivora, Odobenidae. Bases 1 to 747 code for a protein of 248 amino acids. The transcript has 7 exons.
AUGACUUCAGGUCCUAUUCCCAAUCAGACCAUCAUAGUUCUGACACCAAACUGCAUCAACUUCCCCCAAACAGAGGAACCCAAACCCACCAACCAGAGGCAAGACAGCCUAGAGAAACAUCUAAAGGCAGAUGUCAAAGUUCUUGGGACCAUCCAGAUCCUGUGUGGGGUGAUGGUAUUGAGUUUGGGAAUUAUUUUGGUAUCUGUUCCUUCCUCUCCACAAUUUACCCCAAUGCUUUCCACCCUGUUGAAGGCCACUUACCCAUUCGUAGGAGCCUUGUGUUUUGUCAUUUCUGGAAUUCUAGCAAUCAUCAUGGAGAAAAAGUCAACUAAACCUUUGGCUCAAAGCAGUGUGGCUGCAAAUGUUCUGAGCUCUCUAUGUGCUCUUGUGGGUUUUAUUCUCCUCUCUGUCAACCUGGCUGCUUUGGAUCCUGCCUUUUGGAAGUGUGACUUGAACAGAGAGGACAGAGUACCUAAAGGGUAUUCACUUUUCCAUUAUCUGCACCCAUAUGCUAAGGACGACUGUUUCAUGGCCAAAACCACUCUGGCUGGAACUCUGUCUGUGAUGCUGAUUUGCACGGUGCUGGAGUUCUGCAUGGCCGUGCUCGCUGCUGUGGUUUGGUGGAAACAGGCUUACUCUGACUUCGCUGGGAGUGUGCUUUUCCUGCCUCAGAGUUACAAGAAUAAAUCCAGCAUACCCGCAAAAGCAUUUUCUGACCCUGGAUAUGAAGAACUAUUGACUUCCUAG